AUGAUUACAGCCUCAACUUCAGCCCUGAACGAUCACAACUAUUCAAAAGAGAUGGACCCCGGCGAGAAUCCAGAAGACGCGCAGUGUGGGCAACCGAUUCCCGACCAGAAGGCAAAAAACAAAAUCUUAAACGAUCUAAAGAAAGCAUUUGACAGCCAGCGAGUCGAAAUAACCAUGGUUCAAUAUAACUUGCCAGAGAACUGCAAGAAGCCGCCGAUCCGCCCGAGCAGGCUAUUCGAUUGUUUGGUGUGUGAACGCAAGAAGUGGGAGCGAGCCACGGGAAUCAAGAUGAACAUUUGCUUGGGUUGUGGAAAUUUCGCGGAACUAUGGCUACCCAAAUCGCUUAGUCCGAUUUGCGUAGAUUACCUGAGAAGCGAUCGCAGAGUACAACUGGAUUUUGACUACAAAUGUCGAACAUGCCGAUUUCGACGAUUGGUGGAAAACAAUUAUCGAGGAUGGUGGACACGGAAAAGUGAUCUGCUGGCACUCGAUAAAGUCGAGCGCAAACGUUACGAGAAGAUAGCCGCGUUCCAGGUGCUGAUCAUGAAUACGCCGACUGACAUAACACCUGGGAGCUAUCGGUUCCUGAAUGUUCGAGGCCCUGGCGAGGCGGGAAAUGAAGUCGUGGUGGUCGAUGCGGGUUUUAUGCCGUCGCCGAGCCACGACCUGCCGGAUCUGGUGUUCCGUGGCUCGGAGGAGCGCCGUCGCGAGCUCGGGUUGAGCCGUCGUAUGCUCGGCCUCCUCAUUCUGCUCGUCGUCAACGUGUUGUGGGUGCUGUCCUCCGAACUUCUUCGGUAUAUCUUCAUCGAGGAGCACUUCCGCCGCCCGUUCUUCGUGUCGUGGCUGAAGAAUUGCAUGCUGUCCGUCUACAUCCUCCGCUACCUCCUCAAGAAGCCUGGCGAGCCGCCGACCGAGAAGUCCUACAAAAUCCUUCUCGAGGAUCUGGACUUGGGUGACUCGUUGAGCGUCGAAGGGUUCGAAACGAUGACGUCUUCUGAUAACGAGUCGACGCUGGAGGAGACUCGACAGCGAACAAUUCGAUUCGCCGAGCAGAGAGAGGUCCGCCGAAUGCCUGAUCGAGAAGCGGACGCGGCUCGGCACGCGCGACGGCCCUACGAUCCGACAGAAUGCACGAUUUCGUGCUCGUGGACGAUUCAACGGCAUAUUCGAUGGACGCUCCUCUUCUUCGCGCCAAUGUGGCUCGUCUGCUCGUUCACCUUCCAAACGGCGCUCGCCUUCACGUCGGUGGCCGAUCUGAACUUGAUAUCGUCCUCUUCCUCCCUGUUCGUGCUCGUUUUUGCCGUUUGCAUCCCGGUUGACGGGCAGCGCUUCACCCUAACAAAGGCGAUCCUCGUGGCUCUGAACCUCUGCGGCGUGGCCCUGGUCUCCGAGUUUUCGCUCGGGUUUUGGGGAGCGUUUUUCGCGCAGAUCUCUGCAGUCUGCUACGCGCUCUAUCUGACCGCCUACGCCCGCUAUCAAUCGCUCUACGGAACGCUGGACAUUGACUUGAUGUUUGGUUCAAUUGGACUGCUCGCCGUCCUCGUCGGCACGCCGAUGCUGUUCGUCGUCGACGCGGCCAAGUUGGAGAGCCUCUACCCGCUGCCCAAUCAACUUCAAGUCGGCUCGACGCUGUUGGCCGGAGCGUUUGGUACGAUGCUGGCCGACUACCUGUGGCUGCUCGGCGCCGGGAUGACGGAUUCUCUAUCGGCCUCCCUCUCGAUGACCCUAUCGAUCCCGUUCUCCUUUUUGGCGGAUGCAGGGCUUCGUGGCCGAAUCCCGACGGCGAUUGAGCUGAUCGCCGCCUGCCCGAUCACAAUCUCCUUCAUCGGCGCCGCGCUGUUAGAAGGGAAACGCGAAACCUCGCGAUUAGUGCGCACCGACCGUGACGGCGACACCCAGGAGCUGCUCAUAGACACUGACACGGACGAGGGUGCCCUG
Molecule: messenger RNA, 1938 nt
Organism: Mesorhabditis spiculigera
Lineage: Eukaryota; Metazoa; Nematoda; Chromadorea; Rhabditida; Rhabditidae
Source: the annotation of a GenBank genome assembly